Molecule: messenger RNA, 3357 nt
Organism: Lytechinus variegatus (green sea urchin)
Lineage: Eukaryota; Metazoa; Echinodermata; Echinoidea; Temnopleuroida; Toxopneustidae
Product: neurogenic locus notch homolog protein 1-like
Exons: 19
Coding region: 1-3357 (1118 amino acids)
Molecular function (GO): calcium ion binding; protein binding
Source: RefSeq, a predicted model, not a curated record
AUGGACCCAACCCCCUGUCUGAAUGGAGCAACCUGUAAUAACUAUGGACUUCUAUACAACUGCUCCUGUGCUUACGGCUUCCAAGGAUUCAAUUGUGAAGAAGAGGUGAAUCCAUGUCGGGAUGAACCUUGUUUGAAUGGAGGUACUUGUAUGAAUCUGAUAGAGACUUACACCUGUGCCUGUGGGGGAUCCUUCAUGGGCAGAAACUGUGAAAUAGAGUAUGGAAUCUGCUAUACCUCUGGUGAUCCUCACUACAAGACCUUCGAUGAUCUGAGGCACAACUUUCAAGGAAGCUGUUCCUACGUCCUCACCCAGGAUUGCUCUUCUACAAAUCCACUCUUCAAAGUGAUUGUAUCAAAUAGAAAGAGAUCUCAGACAGCAGCAGUAUCAUAUACAUAUGAUGUUAAAGUCAUCCUAAACCAAACGGAGAUACACCUAGGUCCCAGCCUUGAUGUAGAUGUAAAUGGUGUGAUUGUCAGCCUCCCUUCUGAAAGGCCGGGUGUUAGGAUUUCAGUUAGUGGCAUCUAUGUGCAAGUAGUAUCAGAUGUUGGUCUAUAUGUGCGAUGGGACGGAGACAGCAGGGCAGAGGUAAAAGUGACAUCAGGCUUCAAGAACAAUACCUGUGGUCUAUGUGGAAACUACAAUGGAAUAGGUACAGAAGAGGAUGAGUUUCUUACACCAACAGGAAACUCAGUGUCCAAUGAAGCAGCAUUUGGGAACAGCUGGGAAGCUUACAAUGAUCCAGAGUGUGUUCCACUUGGAGAUGAAAUCAACCCAUGCCUGAGCGCUAGUGAGUCUGUGGUUCUAGAGGCCCAAAGCAAGUGUGACAUCAUCCAAAAUUCUGAAGGUCUUUCAGAUUGCUAUGCUGUAUUGGAACCUACCCCAUACUUUAGAGACUGUGUCUAUGAUGUCUGUGCGUCACCAGAAGAUGGCGAUACUGCACUUUGUAAUGCAAUGGCAUCAUACACUCAAGCAUGCAGAUACUUUUAUGUGGACAUUCCUUCAUGGAGGAAUGCAACUCUCUGUCCCUUGACCUGCCCAUCAAACAGCACCUAUGGCAAUUGCAUCUCUGCCUGUCCUCGCACCUGUUGGGAUUACCAAGACCCUGAUCGCACCUGUUACGACCUAUGUGUUGAAGGUUGUGCCUGUGAUGAAGGGUUUGUCCUAGAGGACCUUCGGUGUAUUCCAGAGAGCGAGUGCGGAUGCGUCACAGAUGGAUUAUAUCUCACAGUUGGCAGUAAUCUUUUGACUCCAGACUGUUCAGAAUACUGUGAGUGUAACCCUGGUGGUAGUAUCAACUGCACCCAGGUAUCCUGCGAUCCCAAUGCAUCUUGUGGAGUGGUGGAUGGGCAGACACGCUGCAUAUGCAAUGCUGGCUACGAUUCUGUUGGCUAUGGAUUCACCUGCCUCGAUAUCGACGAAUGCGAAAGCAGCCCUUGUGCAAACGGGACCUGCAUCGAUGAAGUCAAUGGCUAUACCUGUGACUGCACACCAGGCUGGACGGGUAAACUCUGCGCUCAGAAGGAUGAAUGCUACUCAGACCCCUGUCAAAAUGGAGCUACUUGCAGGGAUGGUGUGGAUAGGUUCACAUGCAUUUGUGCUCCAGGCUGGACAGAUGAAUUUUGUGGAACAGACAUUAAUGAAUGUGCAGGCGACCCUUGUGCCAAUGGUGGAAUCUGUAUUGAUAAACUCGCUGCCUAUGAAUGUAAUUGUACUGUAGGAUGGGAAGGACAAAACUGUGAAAUAGAUAUUAAUGAGUGUGCCAGCAUUCCAUGUUUGAACGGAGGUACUUGCUUUGAAUUUAUUGGAUUCUACCGGUGUUCAUGCCCAUCUAUUUACUCUGGAGAUAGAUGUGAAAUAGAUACAUCGCCCUGUGCAGAAGACCCUUGCUUGAAUGGUGGAACGUGUGUUGGGUUGAGUACGGCAGUCUACAAGUGCAACUGCAUUGCUGGUUAUGUAGGAGAAAACUGUGAAGUGGAUGUGAAUGAAUGUUUCAAUGACCCCUGUCUAAAUGGGGGUACUUGCAAUGAUCUGGUUGACAUGUAUCAGUGUGAGUGUGUCAUCGGAUUCGCUGGUGUCAACUGUGAAGAAGAUGAUCGCCCUCAACUGGAGAUCGUCCGAAUCUGGAGCGAUGCUAUCACCGUCUACUGGACUGUGCUCAUCGAGGUCGAGUGGUUCAGGUUUGAGUAUCGGAAGGCUAACGAUUCAGAGUGGAUCACUAGUGACCUUAUGAGCGGAGAAAGACGUCUGUACAGUCUUAUUGGUCUUGAGAGUGAGACCAUCUAUGAACUGCAGCUUGUGAUGAGGAGGGCUGUAGGGGGGAGCGUGGCCACCACUGUACCGAUCACAGUUGUGACUUGUCAAAGAGGUUUCAGUGGGGAAAACUGUUCCCAAGAUGCAACAGACCUGCCAUUCAACAUACAAAUCCAGACAGCUCGGACCAACUCUCUCACGGUGACUUGGGAUGCGGACUUCACCCCUCCCACCAACAACCGGAUCCAGCUCCAGUAUCGACGCUAUGGAACCACCACCUGGAUACCCGGACCAAGGGUUGUCGAUGUCUCCCAGGGCAUAGCCGAUAUUCCUUCCCUGAGAGGAAACGAGUACUACGAGGUCAGGAUCUAUGUAGGAGAUCUGGACAUACAGCUUUUUAAUUACUCCUUGGUUAACAGGUUCUAUACGUGUGAGCCCAACCGGGUUGGACCAAACUGUGAAAAUGAAUACCGGAUCUGUACUAUUUGGGGAGAUCCCCACUACAUCACCUUUGAUCAAGUCUCGUACAACUACCAGGGAGACUGCGAAUACACCCUGGUAACCGAUGACUGCAUGGCCUCAGAGAACCCUGGCACCUUACCGAGCUUCCAUCUGUGGAGUGACAAUGUGAAGCGUUUGCCCUCGGACAGGGUGGCUUACCUUCGAGAGAUCGGGCUGGAGCUGGAUGGGACGUUGUUUACUGUUGAGAGAGACCAUGUCCUUAGGAUUGAUGGAAUCAACGUGACACCCCCACUGAGGUCUGGACAGGUGUUUAUUUUCUACACCGGAUCACAUACAAUCAUUGCAACUGACUUUGGACUACGCAUAAAAUAUGAUGGAGGGUUUAGAGCUGAAAUUACACUUCCAGAUACAUACAAGAACAUUACUUGCGGUCUGUGUGGUACAUAUGAUGACCUGCAGGAUAAUGAGUAUACUAAGAAAAAUGGUCUGGUGGUGACAUCUGCCCGUGAGUUUGCCAAUAGUUGGACUCGAUCAGAUUGUGAUAUUCCAUUACAAGAUGAUACUCCAUGCUUGGAUGAUGGAACAAGGACUCAGGCAGAGGAACUCUGUAGCAUUCUUAUCGAUGAAGGUGGUGAGUUGUAA